ACUAUAAUAAUAUCGUAUCAGUGUGCGGCCAGUAUCAGUGACGAGCACAAUUCCGCAUCAAAACAACAACAAUAACAACAACAGUGGCCACGUUGAAGACGACUCUGGUCGCUUGCGCAGUAGCAUUUACACCUCACCUGACUAGCGAUGGGCGCAGGACGCCAAGCAGUGAUUGACUUGUACAAGACCCUACUUUACAUGGGACGAGACUAUCCACAGGGUUACGAUUUUUUCCGUUCACGGUUGAAAAAAGCUUUCCAACGUAACAGUGACAUCAGCGAUCCCGAACAAAUAAAGAUGUUGGUCAAACGUGGUGAAUUUGUUGUCAAAGAGAUUGAAGCCCUAUACAUGCUCAAAAAAUAUAGAACAUUAAAAGAUAGAUAUUCUACAGAGAAGGAUCAAUCAUAGUCAAUAAAGAUAGUUAUUUAGUGUUUUUUUUUUGUAUAUUAUAUUAUUAUUAUAAAAUAUGUCUUUGUA
Molecule: messenger RNA, 477 nt
Organism: Myzus persicae (green peach aphid)
Lineage: Eukaryota; Metazoa; Arthropoda; Insecta; Hemiptera; Aphididae
Gene: osi
Product: electron transfer flavoprotein regulatory factor 1
Exons: 2
Coding region: 148-408 (86 amino acids)
Biological process (GO): respiratory electron transport chain
Cellular component (GO): mitochondrion
Source: RefSeq, a predicted model, not a curated record